AUGACAAAAAAUACUAAGCAAUGUAUUGAAUUUGACCGAAUCGAUCGAUUACGCAGAACGAUAUUCCUCGAAGACUCCUCUGAGGACGAAUUGCUUGAAUACAAUAGCCAAACAAAAAUAAACGAUGAUAGUUGGAAUAAACCGCCUGCCAGUUUCACAAAACCAAAACCAAAAGUCAAAGUUGGAGUCCGUGUUGAUUCUUUACCUACGAAGCCGGUUAAAGUUAUUAAAAAAAGGAAACAAUUAGUUGAUCGUUUAACCACAGUUAAAGCGUCUAAUAUGAAACCGAAAGGAGUAGAACAAAAUAUCAUUAAAAUCGAAAAUAAACAAGUGGUCAAUAACGCGUCAAUAAAAAUCAAAAGACAAGCAUAA
Messenger RNA from Rhopalosiphum maidis (corn leaf aphid), 372 nucleotides. RefSeq lists its product as uncharacterized. The transcript has 2 exons. The record is from RefSeq and is a predicted model, not a curated record. The coding region runs from base 1 to 372 and encodes 123 amino acids. Lineage: Eukaryota; Metazoa; Arthropoda; Insecta; Hemiptera; Aphididae.